Trematosphaeria pertusa is the source of this 2772-nucleotide messenger RNA. RefSeq lists its product as uncharacterized. The transcript has a single exon. The coding region runs from base 284 to 2509 and encodes 741 amino acids. Lineage: Eukaryota; Fungi; Ascomycota; Dothideomycetes; Pleosporales; Trematosphaeriaceae. The record is from RefSeq and is a predicted model, not a curated record.
AUUUCCCUUGCCGCGCCUUGCCCUGUUUUCUACUCCCUCCCCUCUUUGUCCUUGUUGUCAACAACAGCUGACAAAGAGCUAACGACAGAAACCAUGCAUUGUAUAGACCACUCAUAGAUGCCCCAAUUUAGCAACUCUCCAUCCUAUUACAUCUCUCCUAUCCUCUCCAUUCUUCCCCUUCCGGAUUUAGCUUUUCUGUUCCCUUGCCCAAAGUCACGAAACCAACCAACGCACACUGCCUAUAUAUACCAAAACAUCCAUAGCACAUAUACAUCGCAAAACGAUGAUCAAAUUCGCCGCAGCAGCCCUCCUAGCUGCCCAAGCCGUCUCCGGCGCCGUCAUCCAGCAGCGCCACGCCGAUUGCUUUUCUUCCAACAACGCAACCGCAAUCGCAACGCCCAACACCGCUAAUGCGAACUCUGUCGUCAUAGUCACAGUUACAGACUACACGACCGUAACUCCCAACCCAACUCCCCCGCCCUCCAGCACGCUCACAAAGACAGUCAUCGUAGUCGUCACAGACUACACCACCGUCGAACCGGCGCCAACGCCCUCCCUUGCACCGACCUCACAGGGAGUAGGAUACUCGGGGGCAGCAGAUAUCCCGCCAACUUCUGGGGGUAGUCCCGGUGUGAGCGAACCAGCACCGACGCCGGUGCCGUCGUUUACAUUCGUCCCUCCGUCUGGAGGGCUGAAUGCGAAUCCGAGCCCGAGUCCUUCGCCUUCUAGCCCGCGCACGAAGACCGUCGUGGUUGUCGAAACGGACUAUGUCACUGUGGAGCCGGCGCUUACGCCUUCAAUUGCGCCGACCUCGCUGGGAUGGUAUUCGGGGCCGGAGAUUCUGCCUUCGUCUGGGGCGACGGGCGGGAGCGGCACGGCGCCGUCGUCUGUAGUAGUGCCGCCUUCUUCUGGGGGAUUGGGCGGUACUUCUACGGGGAAGUUCUGUACGGCUAAGUCAAGUGGUAUUUCUGGUGGCCCAGCAACCUCUGGUGCUCCGGCGACUUCUGGUGCUCCGGCGACUUCUGGUGCCCCAGCAUCUUCGGGUGCUCCAGCAUCUUCGGGUGCUCCGGCAUCUUCGGGUGCUCCAAGCGGUGGGUUUGCAUGGCCGAGUGGUCCGGCUGCGUCUAGUCAGCCUUCAUCUACUAACGGCGUCCCGUCCGGCUCAAGUAAGAGGUCUACGGCUCCUGCUGCGUCGACUAAGCCCACACCUACUUCCGGUGUAACUCCCACCUCACGCAACGCUCCUGCAGCGUCGAGCACGCCCACGCCUACUUCCAACGUCCUAGCCACCUCACGCAAUGGGUCUACGGCACCUGCUGCCUCGACUAAACCCACACCUACUUCAGGCAACGUUCCUGCAGCGUCGACCAAAGCUCCCACGCCUAGUUUCAACCUUCCGCCCAGCUCGUUCCGUGGGACCACGGGGCCUGCUUGUUCGAAAAAGCCCACUCCCACCUCCAAAGCUUCUCCUUCCUCAGUCAAUACAGCCACGGGCGCUCCUGCAGCUUCCAGCAAGCGGUCUUCAGGGAUUCCCUUCGAAACUCCCAUUCCUGCAAGCUCUACUAAACAGCCUCUGGAGAUUCCCUACCUAACUCCCACUCGUCCUGCAGCUUCUAGCAAGCCUAAGCCCACUACCAACACUGCUCCUCCAGCAGCCGGCUCAGGUAACCCACCCCAAGCCACAUCCCUCACAACGCCCCCAGGCUACCCAGCAGCUCCACCCCCAUCCUCGAAGACUACCAAGACGCCCAAACCGAAGCCCACUACAACAACGAAGAUGAGCACCAAGCCGCCGCCCCCACCACCGUCCAGCACGACCCCGGCUGUUGUUAUCACACCGGUCAAGUCGAGUACUCCCGCGGUUAUCGUUGUGCCAAUUAACCCGACAAAUGCAGCUGUUACCGUGCCGUUAGGCGACGGUGGGGCGGAGCCGGAGCCGUAUCCCGCUCAAUUCGGUCGGGUGCAGGAGCAAGGAGUUGACGACCCAAGCGCGGACGAGGAGCCAGAGACAUACAUUCUUCCUCGAGACGACGCUGCGUACAACGAGUUGGAGCCUCUGCGUCUGCAUCGCCGCAAACCAGCAGCCACCAUCGUGGUCCCCAUUGCCCAGACGCUCGCAGAACGCGCCGUAUCCUCACCUACUCCCACAUCAAAGAAGCAUUCCAUCUUCGUGCCCAGGGUCAGUAGCACGCCCGCUCCCAGGUCCACUCUCGUCCCCAUAAAGCCGUCUUCUAACACGUCAAAGGCUCCUUCUGGGCAGCCUACACCGACAGGGAAGCCGUCGGCAGCACCGACGAAGACGGCGGGAGCUGGAGGGGAUGUAAGGACGAUCGUUGUCUCGCAGGAUCCGCGGUGUCCGUAUCCGUAUCCGGGCGUGCACUGCGGAAAGCCGUACACGACGUUGACGACCGUGACGAAGAAGACGAGCCAAAUGAAGACGAAGACGGGGGAUGAGGCGAAGAGCACUAAGUGGUGUCCCUAUCCCUACCCGGAAGGCACUGAGUGCUAAGUCCUCUGACUCUGAUAAGAUAUAAACGUUUAGCUGUUGUUGACGUGUGAUUGCUGAUAAUCCCCUUGAUAUAGGCGCAAGGAUAAGCAUCGCGGGUUGACGUUGAAGCAGACGAUCGUGAUGGUGCUUUCGCUCGAGACCGGUGCUCCGACGAACGCGAGGGCGGCGUCGGCAACGGCAACGACUUCAGUCUGUAAUGCGAUUAAUGACUUAGGUUGGUAGUGUGUUAGGAAUAUGGAAGGGAAAGGUAAGUAUCGCGCAUC